Populus trichocarpa (black cottonwood) is the source of this 1824-nucleotide messenger RNA. Its product is annotated as zinc finger CCCH domain-containing protein 37. Bases 16 to 1614 code for a protein of 532 amino acids. The transcript is spliced from 12 exons. Lineage: Eukaryota; Viridiplantae; Streptophyta; Magnoliopsida; Malpighiales; Salicaceae. Gene Ontology annotation, molecular function: metal ion binding; mRNA binding. The record is from RefSeq and is a predicted model, not a curated record.
UCAGAAAACAAACAAAUGGAAAAAAGAAAAUUGGGCGUCACGUCGGGAUUUCGACAAACGGCCAACCAACUCUACGGCUACGGUGCCACAGCGACAACGACAUCGGCUUCCCGUUCCCUAACUGACUCGUAUCUCACCGACUCAGUCUUGACCCGAUACUCAGGCACUGGGUCAGACCCUCUAUCUUCGGAUUCUUCGAAGUACUCGGUCAGUUCCUCCAUGUAUCUUAAACAGAGCGAUACCGCACUCAGAUACUCGGUCGACAGAGGCAUUGCCUCAGCUUCUGCUGCUGCAACUUCUCCACAUUUUUCGUCUUGGACACCGCCGCCUGGUGUUGAUGUUCCUCCCGCCGUUGAAUCGCUUGUUCCUGGCCUUAAACGCACUCCUGAAGUGCUCUAUCAUCCGACUCUUUUGGGUGCCCAUAGCACAAUUGGGCAAAGUGAAGAUUGGUAUUCUACCAAUUCUUUAGCCAAGCGUGUUAGAUUCGAGACUACAAGUCAUUUUCCUAUAUAUCCACAGAGACCAGGGGAGAAGGAUUGUGCCCACUAUAUGCUCACCCGAACCUGUAAAUUUGGAGAUACCUGCAAGUUUGACCAUCCUGUUUGGGUUCCUGAGGGUGGAAUCCCAGAUUGGAAAGAGGUUCCCCUCAUUGCUACAAGCGAAACUUUUCCUGAGAGACCAGGAGAACCUGAUUGUCCUUACUUUCUGAAAACUCAAAGGUGCAAGUAUGGUUUGAACUGCAAGUUUAAUCAUCCCAAAGAAAAGUUGUCAUUGGGUGAUUCAGAGAACUCCAGUGUUUCUGCUUUGCCGGAGAGGCCUUCUGAGCCCCCAUGUGCAUUCUACAUGAAGACUGGGAAAUGCAAAUUCGGUGCAAGCUGCAAAUUCCAUCAUCCAAAAGAUAUCCAGAUACCCUUGUCAGGACUAGGGAAUGAUAAUGGAGUGCAAACUGACUCUGUGGUUAAGAAUGAGGGAAUCACUGGAGAUGUCGAUGUGAUCUACUCUCCUGUUACCCCAGCCCUACAUCACAACUCCAAAGGACUUCCAAUAAGACUGGGUGAAGUGGAUUGUCCCUUCUACCUGAAAACUGGCAGUUGUAAGUAUGGUGCCACUUGCCGCUAUAAUCAUCCUGAGAGGACCGCGAUCAAUCCACCUGCAGCUGCAAUAGGCCAUCCAAUUGUAGCUCCUUCUUUGGCAAAUCUGAACUUUGGAGUUUUCAAUCCAGCUGCCUCUAUAUAUCAAACUAUUGACCCCAGAUUGUCUAUGCUGGGAGUGGGACCGACCUUCUACCCUCAACGACCUGGACAGACAGAAUGUGAUUUCUACAUGAAGACUGGUGAGUGUAAGUUUGGGGAGAGAUGUAAGUUUCAUCACCCUAUUGAUCGUUCUGCACCAACAGAAAAGCAAAUUCAACAGCAGACUGUGAAGCUCACUCUUGCAGGAUUGCCUAGAAGAGAGGGUGCGGUUCACUGUCCAUACUAUAUGAAGACUGGCGCGUGCAAGUAUGGUGCAACAUGCAAAUUUGACCACCCGCCUCCUGGAGAGGUCAUGGCCGUUGCCACAUCUCUUGAUGCAGCAGUGCUAGGAGCUGAGGUUGGAACUUCCCAAGCACAGUAGAAGGGAGGUUCCGGCCAUAGAUUAUUAAAGGGAAGAAGAUCCUUUCGCCGGCCUUUGUUCUCUGUACCAAACUGAGCAGAAUAUGAUGAAAAAAAGUUAAUGUAAUAUAAGUGUUCACUAAUGAACUAGAGAAGCUUUGUUGUUGUAUUUCAAUUGUAUUGCAAGUCUUCACAAGUUUGAGUGGUUAGGCCAUCAUAAUUUUUAAGUUAA